This is a messenger RNA of Cuculus canorus (common cuckoo), 5563 nucleotides long. RefSeq names its product RAB3 GTPase activating protein catalytic subunit 1 (gene RAB3GAP1). Lineage: Eukaryota; Metazoa; Chordata; Aves; Cuculiformes; Cuculidae. Gene Ontology annotation, molecular function: GTPase activator activity. The transcript has 25 exons. Bases 75 to 3056 code for a protein of 993 amino acids. Gene Ontology annotation, biological process: positive regulation of GTPase activity. The record is from RefSeq and is a predicted model, not a curated record.
UUUAAGGUCUCUUCCAACCCAAACAACCCUCCCCUUCCCGUGAGCCUCUGCGCGGGGGGUGGUGGCCGCGCAAGAUGGCGGCGGACAGCGAGCCCGAGUCGGAGGUGUUCGAGAUCACGGACUUCACCACCGCCUCCGAGUGGGAGAGAUUUAUUUCAAAAACAGAAGAAGUAUUGAAUGACUGGAAACUUAUUGGGAUUUCUUCAGGGAAACCUCUAGAAAAGGGUGUAUAUACCACAGGAGUGUGGGAAGAGAAAUCUGAUGAAAUUUCAUUUGCAGACUUCAGAUUCUCAAUUACCCAUCAUUAUCUUGUACAAGAGCCCAGCGACAAAGAAGGGAAAGAAGAACUGGUAGAAGAUGCCCUUCCUCUACCUAUGCAGGAUUUGUUGUGCGUGAACAAUGACUUUCCUCCUAGAGCUCAUUGCUUGGUGAGAUGGUAUGGCUUACGUGAGUUUGUGGUUAUUGCUCCGGCUGCAAAUAAUGAUGCGGUUCUUAGUGAAUCGAAAUGUAACCUUUUGCUGAGUUCCGUUUCCAUUGCAUUGGGGAACACUGGCUGUCAAGUCCCACUGUUUGUGCAAAUACAUCAUAAAUGGCGCAGAAUGUAUGUUGGAGAAUGUCAGGGUCCAGGAGUUCGAACUGACUUUGAAAUGGUUCAUCUUCGCAAAGUGCCAAACCAGUAUACUCAUUUAUCGGGAUUACUAGACAUCUUCAAGUCCAAGAUUGGUUGCCCUUUAACGCCACUACCUCCAAUUAGCAUGGCUAUUCGGCUUACAUAUGUGCUUCAAGACUGGCAGCAGUAUUUCUGGCCACAGCAGCCACCAGAUAUAGAUGCUCUAGUUGGGGGAGAAGUUGGAGGCCUUGAGUUUGGGAAGUUACCAUUUGGAGCCUGUGAGGAUCCGAUUAGUGAGCUUCAUUUAGCUACUACAUGGCCGCAGCUAAUGGAAGGUAUAGUUGUCGACAAUGAUGUUUAUUCUGACCUGGAUCCUAUUCAAGCACCCCAGUGGUCCGUGAGAGUCAGGAAAGCAGAUAACCCUCAGUGUCUAUUGGGUGACUUCCUUACUGAAUUCUUCAAGCUUUGCCGUCGGAAGGAGUCAACUGAUGAGAUACUUGGAAGGUCUGCGUUUGAAGAGGAAGGAAAAGAGGUCGCUGAUAUCUCUCACGCUUUGUCAAAGCUGACAGAGCCGGCACCGGUCCCAAUCCAUAAAUUAUCAGUCACAAAUAUGGUUCACAGUGCAAAGAAAAAAAUUCGCAAACACAGAGGUGUGGAUGAAUCACCAUUAAACAAUGAAGUUCUGAACACCAUUCUUCUGUUCUUAUUUCCUGAUGCUGCUGACAAACUUGUAGAUGGAUUUGAAAGCAGAACUAGCACUUCAGCCGGAAACAAUCCUCCUCCAGAGACUGAAGAUUAUAAUCUCUUCAGUCAGUUUAAAUCUGCUCCUUCUGACAGUCUGACAUACAAACUAGCUUUAUGUCUUUGUAUGAUAAACUUCUAUCACGGAGGAGUAAAAGGAGUGGCACAUCUUUGGCAAGAAUUUGUGUUGGAAAUGCGCUACAGAUGGGAGAACAACUACCUUAUUCCAGGAUUAGCUAAUGGCCCUCCAGAUCUGAGAUGCUGUUUACUACAUCAGAAACUGCAGAUGUUAAAUUGUUGCAUUGAAAGAAAGAAAGCAAGAGAUGAGGGGAAAAGGGGGAACAUGCCUGAUCGUUCGCCUAGUGGUACUUCUGGUGAUGCUGGCAAAGGACCAGACCACUCCGGAGAUAACCUUGAUAAGGAAAAAGAAGUUGGCAAAUCUUGGGAAUCGUGGAGUGAUAGUGAGGAGGAAUUCUUUGAAUGUCUGAGUGACACAGAAGAUCUUAAAGGAAAUGGGCAGGAAAAUGGGAAGAAAGGAGGAGCGAAAGAAGGCAACAAAGAGACUGUGAACUUAAAACCAGAAGGUCGUCUGCAUCCGCAUGGAAAGCUGACACUGCUGCAUCCAGGAGAGCCUCUCUACAUUCCAAUAACGCAGGAACCAGCACCCAUGACUGAAGAUUUGCUGGAAGAACAGUCUGAAGUACUGGCAAAACUAGGGACAUCAGCAGAAGGUGCUCAUCUUCGGGCACGCAUGCAGAGCGCCUGCCUACUCUCAGAUAUGGAGUCUUUUAAGGCAGCUAAUCCUGGCUGUUGUCUGGAGGAUUUUGUGAGGUGGUACUCCCCGCGGGAUUACAUCGAAGAGGAAGUGGUUGAUGAGAAGGGGAAUGUAGUCAUUAAAGGCGAGCUGAGCGCCCGGAUGAAGAUUCCUAGCAACAUGUGGGUGGAGGCCUGGGAAACAGCAAAGCCGGUCCCAGCCCGGAGGCAGAAGAGACUCUUCGAUGACACAAGGGAGGCAGAGAAGGUGCUUCAUUACCUUGCAGUUCAGAAACCAGCUGACCUUGCAAGGCAUCUCUUGCCUUGUGUCAUCCACGCAGCUGUGCUCAAGGUAAAGGAAGAAGAAGCACUAGAAGAUAUAUCUUCAGUUAAGAAGAUUAUUAAGCAGAUAAUAUCCCAUUCCAGUAAAGUUCUAAGAUUCCCCAAUCCAGAGGACAAGAAGCUGGAAGAAAUCAUUGCUCAGAUUAUGAGUGUGGAAGCUACCAUUGCCAGGGCCAGGUCUCUGAAAGCAAAAUUUGGGAUAGAGAAAUGUGAAAAUGAGGAGGAGAAAGAAGAUCUACAAAGAUUUGUAAACUGCUUGCUGGAACAGCCAGAAGUGUCAGUUAUUGGUGCGGGAAGAGGACCUGCCGGCAGCAUUAUUCACAAGCUGUUCGUGAAUGCGCAGAGGCUGACUGAAUCUUCUGAUGAGGUUUCCGCAGUGCCUCCUCUCGAGGAAGAAUUGCGGAGAUCAGGUUCAUCGGAGGAGCGAAGACUCAACGCGGGGGCUUCUUCUGAUUUCCCCCUACCCACGGGCCGCGAGGUGAUUUUGCGCACGACUGUUCCCCGCCCUGCCCCUUACUCCAAGUCCUUGCCCCAGCGCAUGUACAGCGUGCUGACCAGAGAAGACUUUCGACUUGCAGGUGCCUUUUCAGCAGAUACCACGUUCUUCUGAUGGAACCAGCCGCCCUGUCUUCUGCGGCGUCACAAGUAGCACACCAUGCUUUUUCCUUCAGGGAAGUUGACAUUACAGACUGGCUUGUGGUGAGGAGAUGGUGCGGUUGGUGUUAGCGAGGGAGUGGCUGUUCCCAAGGAUGGAGCUGAACUGGCAGUCAGGAAGGAUGCUGGAAGCAGCUCUGACUGGGAGGUUUGGAAUGGCUUCCCAGGUGGUUUCAAUCAGAUUUUUGGGAGGACAGCUUAGCUAUAGCCUCUCUCUCCAAAGGGAGGGAAUUAUGUUUCUGCAUUAGCUUAUUUACUAACGGAUAUGGAUGGGCCAUAUGCAAAUCUGUCUCGGUGACACUCAUGCAGAGUAUUCUGCUUUACCAUUCUCAAUCAGACCUUCUCCAGUGACAUCAGCCCGCUUAAAGCGACGUGCAAACAUUACUUUGUAUUUAUUGCUAAUCAUAAGUAUUGAGCCUGGUAUUUUUUGGUUAAUCACUACGUUGCAAAUACUUCUAAAAUACUCCUAAUUCUGUUUAAUGUUUACAGUACGUUCUAGUUCAUGCUAAACUCGCCUAGCAUAGCAGCGGUUGUCCAAAAAGGUCUUGUCUUGGCCACUUCUCCCAGAAAGGAAGAACUGUAUUUGAGGCUAUAACUGGACACAGAAACCUGGUAGCCUUGAGUGGAUCACUGAUGGUUCUGGAUACUUUUCUUUCCUUCCUUGCACACAAGGGCCAAAGCUGUAUGUAAAUAAAUGACACGUACAGAGAUGAGCAACUUUCUGGUAUUUACAGUGACCAUCUGUGCACCGUGGCUUCGAUCUGAGCUGCUGAGACAGCUCUGUCGCUGCUGUAGACAAACCUCACUGGAGAUCAUGCAGACACGAUGACGUGGACGUGCCAAUGUUGCUUUACAGCCAUCUUCAUGUGUUUUAAUGAGAAUCAGAAAAAGAGCCACAUUACUUUACAAAAUGAAAUGUAAAACCAGCUACAGCAUUGUUGCCAUGACUCAAUAAAUCUCAUCUUAGCCUGGGCUCUCGGAGUUCUUCAGCUACGAGCAAUGGCUUUUUAAAACUAUUUUUACAAUGUCAGCCGUGUGUAAUGUGAGCUAGGAACAGCAUGGUCAUGAGGGUGCCUGCACCAAGUAAAGAAGGUUAAGUUCUGUCUCAGAAAGCAGAGUUUGAGGUGUUCCCCUACGACUCCCUUGGGGACAGGGGCUCAGCUGUUUCCCUUGGGUAAACGGGUGUCAAGCAGAAACACAGUUUUCAGGCUAAGGAAGUUAAUCUGCUUCCAAGAAAACUCCUGUCACAGAAUUUGUCCUCGAGGCUGUUUGUGUUUCACCUGAGGUGAAUUCCUCUGAUAAAAGGAGGAGAGAGACAAAGACCAAUUUAGCUGUGGUUUAACUGUCUAAGUGCUGUAAAAGAAGUGCCACUGGGCACUCACUAAUUACCAAGUGAGGAGUGUCUGCAUUAUUCCCUGGUGCUCUUGGAUUCCUCCUCUCCUGCCACACUCUCUUAAUGAAGCUGUACAGGGGUGGGCUGUGUCAGCUUGAAAGCCCCUGGCUCAGUUAUCAGGCUGUUAGGGCUGGGCCUGAACAGCUGAAGCGAUGAUUCCUCUGAUCACUCAGAGAACACAGACAGGUGCAGCACUUCUCUUCCAGCCCAUUGCCCAAAGGUGUUUGUGUUAGUGCUGGAAAAGACCAGUUUCACUCUAUAGAAAGUGGUGCACUCACACCCUUGCCACUUUGUAUAUCUGGAACAGAGGAAAAGAAUGUUUAUAACUUAAAGGAUUUUUCUCAUAAGAUAUUGUAACUUUUCUCAGAAGCUUAUUUUAACUCAAAGUGUAGUCGAGUGUGGUGUAGAGAUGUGCUGUAUGACCAUAUUGCUGUGUUAUGGUGUUCCAGGGGUGGGAGAGAAACAGAUAAAGCAUAACAAAAAUCACCUUAUUUGAAGUAUAAAGAAAGCCACCUAAAUGGUCCAAAAUAACCAGCACCUCUGCAGUCUUUGUAAAGAGAAUUUAUUUAUUUGCCAGAAAUUACCUUUGAGGAUGUAAUUGCCAAUAUUGUUUCUCGUCAUGAGUAAGUUUUCAAUACAAGCUGGUUUAAGUAAAAACAGAUUUCAACAGCCAUCAGUUCUAAAUGCCAACGUGCUGCAAGCCCUGCCCAGUGCCAAGAGUGGGCCUUUCCGGGUGGAUAAGCUGGUUUUAGAAGGGACAAUUCACUCACUUGUGCUACUUUUGUCAUAAUAGAGAUCAGAGCCUGUAUCUUGUCCAGUAAUUUUGGUACAUGAGCAAGGCUUAAGUUCUUCUCUGAGCCACCUUCUUGGUCCAUGAUGUCCCCAAUACAACUGAACCCUGUGAGUCUAAUGGGAGUUGGAACUGCACUCCCUUGAAUCCUUGCAGCUGUAACUGCGCUGCAACAUGAAAGCUUCAAAAUGGCAUUAACAUUACACAGAAAUCUGGCUUUACACCACAAGGUCAUAAAAAUAGAACCAUGAUCAAGUACCUCGUGCUCACCCAAGGCCCU